This is a messenger RNA of Clunio marinus, 222 nucleotides long. Lineage: Eukaryota; Metazoa; Arthropoda; Insecta; Diptera; Chironomidae. The record is from the annotation of a GenBank genome assembly.
AUGGAUGAAACGAUUGCGGAUAUUAUACUUGAGCCAGAUAAUUUACUUACCAAAGUAAUACGAUAUGGCUUAUAUUUCGGAGCAUUAUUUCAAAUUGUUUGUAUUGGAGCUGUAAUUUUCAUCACGGAUACUUCAAAGAAUCCUCCAGAUUACUCAGAUACUGAAUCUGAAGCUUCUCCACAGCUAACCCCUAAACGAUCUCACCACCGAAGAUCUGAUUGA